GAGGAUUUGCAGCUGCCCCUUGGCGUUCGGUACUCUGCAUCUGCCAGCCCACCGCCGGCUGACCUCGGUGCCCGAAAACAGUGUCGGCCAGAUGUGGUGCCAGACGCCCGCUGCCACGACCCCGUGCGACGACGAGGUGGCCUGCAUGCCCAUCGGCAUGAUCUGCUACCCGAAGCUCGGGAGGGAGGCUCCCGGCGGCGGCGCCGACCGCCGCCUCUCAUGGCCCAGGGAGGUGGCGAAAGCUGGUGGCCCCGCCGCCUGGAACCGGCGGCCCGAGCUGGCUCCACUGGUGGAGAUGCUCGGCGGCAUGGCGGAUGUCAAGAGCGCGGACGACGCGCUCGCGAGGGUGAGAUCGAUGAUCCAGUUGGACCACCACCUCUGGGCGCACUUGUGGAUGAAGGCGCUGCACGCCAAGAGCCUGGACAUCUAUUACGAGACGAUCCUGAGGCAGCCGUCCCUGAUGCUGCCGGUCAUGUACACGCCAACGGUGGGGGAGGUGUGCCAGAAGUACGGGAUGCUGCCCUUCAGCAGGCGCGGUUGCUAUCUCUCUGUGGCCGACCGCGGGCGUGCCCGGGAGGUCCUGGACGAAUACGCGCGGGCGGAGUUGGAGCAUGUCGAGGGGCGGCCGGUCUGCGAUUGCAUCGUCUUCUCCGAUGGGGGCCGGAUCCUCGGCUUGGGCGACCUCGGCGCCUGGGGCAUGGGCAUUCCCGUGGGCAAGCUCGACCUCUACACGGUCUGCGGUGGGGUCAGCCCGCACCGCGUCAUUCCGCUCAUCAUCGACGCGGGCUGCGGUGAUUCUUCCAAGAACACGGACAAGCUGGAGAUCCGCGAGCACCCCCUGUACACGGGGCUGAAACAGGACCGCAACCUGGAGAAGUCCGCUGCCGGCACGAUGGUCAAUUCUUGCUACUACGGACAGGGAAACAUUAUCCAGGAACUCUUCGUGGCGGCCACCGACCUGUUCGGAGACACUUGCCUUUUGCAGUUCGAGGACUUCAACUCCAACGACGCAUUCCCGCUCCUCGCCGAGUAUCGGGAGAAGUAUUUGACUUACAACGACGACAUCCAGGGCACCGCGGCAGUAGCCGUUGCUGGUAUCAUGGGAGCUAUUAAGAUCAAACAUCCCGAUUGCGCUGACCUAAUCGGCGCGCUGAGGAAGGAGACGUUCCUCUUCUUCGGCGCGGGAUCCGCCAACAUUGGCGCCGCAAAUCUGCUCCUUAACGAGGGCGGAGUUGAGAAACACCGUGUGCUGAUCUGCGGUUCCAAGGGCCUCAUUUGGGUGUCCCAGGAUGGGUCUCAGGGCGUGUUCAAGAACGAGGAGCAGAAGGCCCUUGCGUACAAGGGCAAACCCAAGUUCGCGUGCGGGAGCCUCGUCGACGUGAUCCGCGCAGUGAAGCCUACAGUCUUGGUCGGUGCCGUGGGUGUCUCCCCGAACUGUUUCACCAAGGAGGUCGUCGACGGGAUGAUGAAGAGUGUCGGGAGCGGGGGGCGGCCCAUCAUUUUUGCUCUCUCGAACCCGAAGUCCCAAUCAGAGAUCACGGCAGUGGAUUGCUAUCGAUGGUCGAGCGGGGCUGCCAUCUUCGGAUCUGGGACCCACUUCGAUGCUGUCGAGGUCGGGGGGAAGAGGCAAUCGCCUGGGCAGGUAAAUAACGUGUAUAUUUUCCCUGGUAUGUCCUUCGGCGCCAUUUGCUGCCAAGCGAGGACCAUCCCAGAAAGGUUCUUUUUAGUGGCCGCAGAGGCAGUGGCGAACAGCCUGAGUCAGCAGGACUUCGACGAGGGCCGAGUAAUCCCUCAUCGGGACCAAGUGCAGCUUGUGAACCUCAAUGUCGCCACCGCCGUGGUACUGGAGGCGCAAAAGAUGUCCCUGGCGCGACGGGCGCUUGGCGCAGAUGCGGAUUCGGUGAGGGCCACGCUGGAGGGGAUGAUGUGGAAGCCAGACGCCAUGGCCUGGGGUGGUUGGUGGAGCGGGGCGUGGUCUUCCGACGGCGACUGGCGGUCCUCCGCCUGGGCCUCCGACAGCGGUUGGCGGAGCGCCUGGCGGUGGCCCUCCGCCUCGAGCAGCAGGGCCGCUGCCGCGGAGGCGGAGGCGGAGGCGCACGCCGCGGCUCCAUGGCGCGACGAGGGGGGGGGCCAUGGUGCAGCCGAGCGCGCCGGCCCCUCCCAGAGCGUUCCGCCGUGGGAAGCCAAGGGUUUCGCUUCGGCGAGGCACAAGCGGGGCGGCAAGAAUCGGGAGAGCAAGGUGAAGUGGCGGCUGAAGCACUGGUUCGGGGGCGUGCGCCAGGGGCUCCCAGAGCAGCCGGGCCCGCCGCUGCCAGAGGAGCCGCCCACGCCUGGACCGUCCGAGGCCGAGCAGUCCAUGGAGCUGGAGCUGGCGAGCCGCGCGCCGCCGCGCGCGGAGGAGCAGGGGCGGUUUCCCAUCGCUGGCCGAGCACUGCUUCUUUCCGCCAUCAACGAGCGGAUCGAGGUUCUCCUUGGGCGCCGCGCCCCCCCGAGGGGGCCCCCGACGCCGUUGCAGCCUUGCCCUUGGUCGCCUUUGGGCGUGCCCGACACCGCGGCCGACGACUUGCGCACUCUCCUGGUGUUCAGCACCUCUGAGCCGUGGAUCCACGGCGAGUCGGCCGCCCCGCAGCUUCUCCUCGGGCCCUGGUCGGAGUGCGGGGCGCCGCCGUCGCUCGAGCACGCGCCUCCGACGCCGUUGCUCGCGCUGCCGCCCGCCCCCGACGCUGGCCAGGAGAUGUCGACGGGGCCGCCUGGCGCUGUCGGCGGCCAAAUCCCCAUCGCGACGAUCGCGGCCCAGUCUGGUGCUGCCGCGCGCGCCGGGGCUGCUGCUUCGUCGUCAGGGCCGCCUGCUGCGGCGCCGCUCGUGGUGGAGGGCUCCGACGCGGAGGUGGGCGCGGAGGUGGGCAGUCCGGCGGGCCCGCCCGAGCCUGCGUCGAAGAGGCGCGUCGUCCGAGACAGCGCCGAGGCCGAGGCCUUCGCGUCGCUUGCGGCCGACUGGGAGACUGCGCACCAGAGAACGAGUGGCGCUGCAGCGCGCGCCGUUGCAGGACAGGCCCGCCGCAGAGCUGCCAGAGCCUUCGCGACCGCGGAGGUGCCGCGCGGGAGCCCAGGGGGGCCGCUCCACUUCGAGGAGGUGUCCAUCCACGUUGUGCUGCCUGUACCUGUGGUGGGCACGCCCGUGGGGUACUGUCGCAUGCAGGACGACCACCUGCAGCUCAAUGCAGGCGGCAAGUACCAGCGGCCGUGCGUUGUCGUGCAGGGGCUCUGGAAAACGGGGACGCACGCCCUCCACAGUUACAUGGGGCGGCACUUCGACGUCGAGGUGCGCAAGAGCAGGUGGGACGGGUGCGUCUCCUUCAACGGCCGCCACGUGUGGAAGCACGACCUGCUCCUCACGCCGUUGGAGUUUCCGCCAGAGGAUGAGCAGGGCCGCCCAGUGGUGGUUCUGGUGUGCACGCGCGAGCCGACCAGGUGGAUCAGGGCGAUGUCGAAGGGCGCCUACGAACUGAUGCCGAACUCUGCCAGCGGCACGAAGCGGGUUCGGAGGAUGGGGGGCGUGAGUUGGCUCUUGCGGGGGCCGAGAGACGAACCUGUGCACGUCCGCUGGCCCGCCUGGGCGAAAGGCCGCGUCGAUUACGAUCCAGAGUUCGAGGAUGCGUUCGACUUGUGGUGCCACUACAUGGCCGCAGUGCUCCACGGUACUGGCGUGGGCAGCCCGGCGUCUCCAACCCAUCGCGUCCUCGUCGCGCGGCACGAGGACCUCGUGUGCAGGCCCGAACUCGUGCUGAAUGAGCUCGUCAGGGCUGGCCUGCAAACCAAGGGGUUGCCGUUUCAUCCAGAGCGCAGGCUUCUGGGGGGCCACCACGCCGACAAGGGGCGGGCGGUGGAGGCGCUGAGGGAGGAGGUGCAAACGCCAGUGACCCUGGACGAUCAGAUGGUCGAUUGCAUGGUGUCGAGGGCUCAACGGUACAAAGGCUUGUUUGCCACUUGCUGGUACCCGCCCGCCGACGGCAAACUUCCAGUCGACCACGUGAGCGUCGAGGAUGUUUAUAAAGUUUGCGGCAGGCGCGGCCUGGUGCCUCUGGGCGCGGCUGCCGCUGCAGCUCGUCGGGCUAGGGGCGAUGCGCGGCUCCAGCUGGACAUGGAGCUGCAGGCGCAGAUGGCCACGCACAAGUUGGACAAUGCCAAGCGACAGGUGGACGUGAUGGGGGAGGGGCAGGAAGCGCCUGGGACAGAACACAAUUGGUUGGUUAUGCAUCUGCAGUGGGGCGAAACCAAGUUCACUGUGCAGCUGAACGACGGCAAGCCUCCUUGUGGGCAGCAAGUGAUGACACAGCACGGCGUGUUGCAUUGGGAAGACGAGGACCUCCGCGUCCACAGCCAAGAGCUUAUCUUCCCACCGUCCGUGCUGGAAUCUGCAACCGCCGACUGCAUGCUCGGAGGCCUCGCGCGGGCGUUGCGCGUGGAUAUGGAUGAGCUCUGGCCGUCGGCGCUGCUGGCGUGCUUGUCCCCGAGCGUCGAUUCUGUGGCCGCAAACGGGCUGGUGUGCAAAUAUUUGCUGCAGACGUUGCCCUGGUGGGUCCUCCUGUUGCCUUCUUUUUGUUUGCAGCAUCAAACCGCAAUAUGUUUGCAGUCGGUCGGGGACAUGACGGGGGUCGUCGGCGGCAUGUUUUCCACUGUCAGACACUUGCAAACAGGGGUCAACUUGCGGGCCCUCGAGACAGCUCUGCGGCAAAUCCUGUCGGACGAGGAGGCUGGUCUGGAGGUGCGGCGGGGCGCGCCGAAUCCAGCGGGCAGGGGGAAGCUCGACGCGCUGCUCGGGUAUUGCGACCGCCAGAUGGAUGAGGACGUGGAGGACGAGGAGGUGACAGCGGCGCGCGGCCAACGUAGAGGCCUCACCAAGCCAGAGGUCGACUUGAUCAAGGAGAUGUUCACCGGCGACAUGUCUCAAGAGAGGCCUGUGCACCAUUGCAGGGGCCGCGACUGCUGCGCGAACAGGCAGGAGUCUGUCGACAGAGCGGUGGCGGCGGUGAUGGUUCCUUUGCGCAGGCGUUUGGCAGUGCCCGCGUUGAACCGCUGGAACACUGUGCAUCCCACCGCGUGCGUCAUGCUGCUGUUGAUCUCCUUGCAUGGAUUGCUGCCGUGUGCGCUCGAGAAGACGUGCGGCGCUGCUGCGCGCGCCAUGCGGCGGGAAGAUGGCGGCCUCGAGAGCGGCAGCGGCGCAGCGGGCCUGGGGGAUUUCAGGCGUGAACAGCGUGUUCGCACCGUCAAGAUGAUGAGGUUUCUCUCCGAUCUACUUGCGCGGCAACGGCUGGUCCUGUGGGUGGCCGUGGCCGCCGUGGGGGUGCGAUUUCAUUACGCAUGUUUCAAACGUGGGUCUUUGCAUGGCUGGCUCGACCCCAAGGGGUCUGCGCUGUCGUCAUUCUGCAAGAGCGUCGUCUUUGACACGCUCGCUCAGCUGAGCUCAGCCUUUGACCCCGCUGCAGCUGGACAUUACGAUUUGUGGAGAUUGCCGCUUGCCCUGCACGGCCCCCUCGCGUCCUGGCCCGGCGAGGUCCUCCGCGAAGCAGACGCCAUCGUCCACGUAUUCACUGGGUCCUUUUAUCGUCGUUUCGACAUUCGUUUGAGCGGUUACCCAUGGAGGCUCAUGCGGCUCGUGGACGCCUCCCUGGACAUGGGGGCCCGCCGCGCAGAAGGCGAAGAACUCUUUCGGGCAAACGAGUGUUGCCUGGACUCGGGGUUCUCCUUGAGGCUGAGGAAGAUGUGCACCACGGGCGUUGACGACCUUUUCCUGCCAGAGGUGCAGCGCUUUCUCUCCGCAUGCUUUAGGUUGUUCGCUGUCACGAAGAGGGGCGGAGAAGACCCGAGGGAGUACGAGCGGCGUCUGUAUCUACAGGCGGCCGCGGACUGGCGGGCUGCAUCCGAGGCCGAGAGGCGAAGCUGGAGAGAGGCGGCUCGGCGCGCGAACAAGGCUGAGAGGAUGAAGCCAGACCCGCUGCACGAGUAUUUGCGCAUCUGUCGCGACCACGUUGACCAGUCGGACGAAGCUGCUUGGCCUUGGGGUCUCGGCUCAGACGUGUUCCCCUUGUCCGAGGACCUUGUCUCCGCAGCCGUGCAAGCACAUGUCGAUGCGAAGCUGAAGAGGGGAUCCUUCGUGGAAGCCACGGCCGUGUCGUUUGACGAAAUGUACAAUGCUGCUGUGGCGCCUCCAGGACUCAUUCGCUGCGGCCUCCCAACUGAGCGGCCUUGCUGCACGCGCGCGGCAGAAUGCCUUGGCGGCGUCGCCGACUUGCGGGGGGAGUACCAAGGCGUAGUGGAAGAUUUGCGGUUGUUGGUGGCCCCUGCGAGGUGCAAGACUGUCGGGAAGAUGCUGGCCCCCCAAGUUUCAGGGCCUGGAGGCUGUGUGAUGAUUCGCAACUUCUCGCACUUGAAAAGUCCUAUUUUCACGGGGGAGUUCUGCGAGUGCGACGCGGUGGGGCAGCCAUGCGGGCUCGGCGCGGCGCCCCCCGAGGUGCCAUUCUCUCUGCGCCGGUGUUGGGUGGAGAGGAAGGGCCGCAGAGUGUUGAAGAUGAUGACUGAGAUCGACGUCGCCCUCCACAUCUUACGCGUGUGCGGGCGCGACCGGGCUGAGCUGCGCUGGGUCGAACUUCUUGCGCGCCCGCGCAUGGGUUGCUCAGAGCUGCAGCAUUCGGUCGAUUGGGCGGAGGAGCGGGACUUACACGAGGCACGCCUCCACGAGAAGGACGUUGACCUGGCGACGGGCUGGUUCCAGGCGUUCGCCGACUCCCGCCCUGGCGGGGCUUCCGCCGACGGGGGGGGCAGCGGCGCGCGUGGCGGGGAUGAGGAGCCUGACUACGCGAAGGAUUGGAAGGCCGCUUGGGGGGCCGCCGCCGCCUGGCGGCAGAGAGGUCGCGGGGCGCAGGGUGCAGCAGAAGGCGCGCCUGCGGAGGCGCCUCCCGCAGCAGCGCCGGACGCCGCUCUGGCGCACGGGCCGCUGGGCGGCCACGCCGCGGCGGCGGCGCCGCCGCCGCCCCCCGCGGGCGCGCCGAGGCGCCCGCGCGUCGCCCGAUACCCGCAGCUCCCACAUCCCGCUGGGGCUGGCCGUCCUCACUACAUUCGCCUUGUCGAGAACGAGGCCCUCGCCGUCUACGACAUGCGCGCCGUCUGUGGCCUCCAUCCAGGCUGUUCAUGGAACCAGCAAUCGAGGGUCAGACCAUUGGCCGCUUUGUGGUGGUGGUUGGGGGAGGCCCCUGGAUGCGGGAGCAAGGCAGACCAUAAACAAAAGGUGCCCACGCCAGCGCAGAUCGCCGCUGCUCGCGCGGUCCUCGAGGGCAUGCCCGAGAGCCAGCCUUGGAGGGACUCGGAGGAGAGCGCCUCGCUGCCCGCCGCCGCGCCCGCCCCCUCGCUCCCCGCGAUGUCCCGCGCGGAGACGGUGAAGGCAUCGCCUUCCGACACCGACGGGGAGACGGAGAAAGCGCCGCCCCUGGCCUCGGGGUUGCGGCGGGGCCGCAUGCUGCACGGCCUCGAGGUCGCCCUCGUGGUGGUUGGCCAGUGGGCUGGCUAUCUGGUGAAACCUUUCAACAAGAAGGAUGGUUCCAGCUUCACGCGCGGUCUCUGCGCCCACGAGAGCACGGACCCGAGCCCGUAUCCCCAGGCGAGUAACGAGGACGAGUUCGGCGGAUACUGGCCGUGGAAGUACCGCACCGACCAUGGCAGCAUGAUCCGCCAGGCCACGGGCUAUUUGUGCCUGGUUUGCAAGGCCCUGUUGCGCAAGAAGGCGGUGCUCUUGGACCCCCACUUGCCUGGCGGCGAGAAGAAGCCGCUGAAGGAGUACAUCAAGUGGGUGCGCCAGGAUGCGGGCCGGGCGCAGACCGUGCGGCUCAAGGUGGAUGCGUGCGUCCAGAGCCAGGCGGGGAAGGACCCAGAGAAGCGCCGCCGCAUGUCCAGGCAGGCCGCGGGAGACAUCCAGCAGGCUCGCCAGGUAUCUUCCGUCAAGGUCUCCGGGCGUCGCCUGUCUGCGAACUGGCAUCAAGCCUGCCCCGUGAGCAAGUGGCACGAGGCUUUCCCUGAGACGCCGCUGUCCACGGACCCGAAUUGUCGCGGCGAGGAGCUCAUCGACGGCGCCUGGCAGGAGGUUGUAUAUGUCAUGAAGGACGGCGCGAAGAAGUUCUUGUACGACAUCGCGGACUACGACGAUCGCAAGGUGGAGGACAGGACGGUUCCGGCUGCUGCCGAGGACGCCGCCGCCCCAAUUGCAGCCCUGCGGCGCGCCACGCAGCGCGCGGAGAUCGGUGCGGCAGAGAGCGCGCCGUCGGAGGGGCACCAGUCCGACUCUCCCGCGAGCGACGAGGACGCCGAAGAGACGGAUCUCGUGGCCGCGGCGCUGCCGGGCCUGCGGGGCACGGCCCGCGCCGCCAAGCCCGCGCCCAAGGCUGCGACCAAGCCGCAGGCCAGACCACCAGCCCAGACGACCGGGAGGGCUACGUCCGGGCGCGCUGCCCAGACAGCCGAGAGGCCUGCCGCCGAAGGGGUUGCCGCGCCCGCAGCCGCAGCCCCUUCGAACUGCGCCGCGCCCUCGGCGCAGGCGCCGCCACAGAGGUCAGCCGCCCGCGCCCCUGCUCAGCCGGCCGCGCCCUCGGCGCAGCCAGCGGACGGCAGCGGCGCCAGUUCGCCCGCGGCGACCCCGCAGCGCUCGGGCCGGAGCCAGCCAGGGAAGAAGCGUGGCAGCGGCGGUUCGUGGGCCGCGCCCCUGCGCGCCCAGCCGCCCGAUGACUCCGACGAGGACGGCGAGCAGCCGGGCGAGCCAGCGCCUCUCGAGGACGGCUCCGCGGCGAAGAAGAGGGGGCGGAAGCCCCUCGAAUUCAGCCUCACAGCGGCCGGCAGGAAACUCAAGGGCGAGGCCGACACGCUCUUCAACACGUUCCGGGAGUCUCACAAAUUGCUCGACUUCAGCGGAGAUGUGGACCUGUCCACGAAGGAGGGGAGAGCGGACUUCAAGGCCACGGCUUUUGAGCAGGCGGCAGCCGCAGAGAGCGCCAUCCACACGGCCAAGAAGGCGGCGGCCAAGAUGGGGAAGAUCCCGGAUGACGGCGCGCAGGCGCUGCAGAUCAACAAGGCAUGGCUCGCGCGCUCAGAGGGGGCGCUGGCCGCGGCAGUGCGGGUCGUCAAGGCUGCUGUGCGCGAGAAGCCAGGCAACACCGAGACUCUCCUGAAAGACGCCGAGACCGCCGCGGCGGAGGACAUCGCGUUCGGCGUGGCGCACCACAUGCGGUUCAGGAGCUGGAAGGCAGACGAGGCUAUCAAGCGUUGCGAUUGGCUACAGCUGAUGCCCCUGUUGGAAAGCGGGGCUGCAGAUGGCGCGCCCUCGGCAGAUCUCGCGACGACGACCCUCGAGCGAGUCGGCGCGGGCCUGAUUUCGACCGUCGCGAAGUCGGGCGCCAAGAAGGGGGGCGGAUCGUUUGCUGCCGUGGUGGAGGACGCGCUGGAGGCGCCCCCGCAGCUGGAGGGGGCCUUGGGCGUCGCUUUGAACACGAGCCCGGGCGGCAAUGUCCUCGCGGGUUGGGCGGAGCCGGCCAUGAAGAAGCGGCCCCGCGAGGAGGCUGCUCUCCAGUGCGCCCAGGCUGCCCGGGAGCUCUUCGCGCAGGUGACGGGCCAUGCCGCCGGGGAACAGUGGCAGAACUGGACCGAGGAGGUGCCGCGCGCCUGCAAGAAGCAGAAGGAGGCCUUGUCCAAGGCGGGCGCGCUGCAGGAGGAGCUCCUGACUGCCGCGUGCGUCGAGCGGCUGGAGUUGGAGCACGGCUGGUCGACCGUCGAGGAGUGGGCGCCUGAUGGCAUCAAGGGCCUCCACGAGACCGCCCUCGGGGCAUUGAAGAAGGUCGCCGACGUCGCCGCGCGCAGCCGUCUCGACGUACCUGGGACGAAGCAGCCAGUGAAGACAGCCAGUCGGUUGCGCGACCUCUUGAAGGAGAGCCCCGAGGCGUUGUUGAAGGUCUCUGGCGUGACAGUGUCUGCGGAAGACAACUUAGAGGGGCUGCAGUCGCUGUUCUCCCUCGCGCUGGGCACGGCGGCGCGCGCGCGCAGGGCCUUGGGCCACAGCGUUCUGGCCAGAGCCAAGGGUGCAGCAGAACAGUCUCUGAAGCGCGUGGACUCGGCGGCGUGGCAACGGAAGGAAUUGCAGGCCUUCUUGAAUAUCUCCAAGCUGCUGAGCGCGGAGCCGCCCGAGGACACCUGGAAGGAAGCGGACGUGUGGCUGUGCAGCGUCGCGGCCGUCGCCGACGCCAAGGAGCUUGCCAAGCAGGCCGGGGGCGAGCUGAACCUGGAGCUGUGGGAGAACGCGAGCGACGCCGUGCGUCAGCUCGGGGACAUGGUGCAGCCGGAGCGCGCCUUCCAGACGGUCAUCGCGAAGACUUUCGACGCUUCUGUGGAAGAUGUGGAGGCAGCAGUGGGGGCCAGCAAGGAGCUGCACGCGCAGGCCGUGCCAUGGCUGGAGAAAGUCGCGCAGGAGCGGGCUGAACGCUCCGUCAAGCGGUUCGACGCCGAGCCAGCCGUGCGCGCCGCGAAGGAGCUUCUUGAGAGGAGCCCCAUCCCCGAGACGCUGCAGGAAGCGGCCGAGUUCUUAAAGGUUGUCGGUGGCACCGUGGACAUGCCGGAGACCUUCGGCGGCAAGGGUGGGAAGAUGGUUGAUGCUGUCAACAAGGUGAUCGGUGGCUUCUCUCUCAUAAAGGAGGUGUACCGCGACCCCCAUCUUGAGUCGCAGGUGGACUCCAUGACGUCACAGUUGCGACAGCGGCUCUUCCUGGUCGCCUGGUGCGCGAACGUGACGUCGUCGAUUUGGGAGGCGAAAGGCCAGUCGAGGAUUCUGACCCAGCAGAAGCAGAAGGUCCGCGAUGCCAUGAAGAACCUCAUCAGCGUCGCAGAGGAGUCUGACAAGACGAAGGAGGAGUUUCCCGCGCUCGAGGGCCGCCUGAUCCCCGAGAUCCCUCUGAACGCGGGGAAGGCGAUCCUCGCCGGCCGCGCAGUGAGCGGGGAGAGCGAGGCGGAGGGCGCCAGCGGUGCAGCAGACAGCGCGCCUGGGAGCGGGGCCGGCGGCACUGACCAGAAAGGGUGCGCCCGGGCUGCGCCCGGGGCCGCCGAGAGGGCCAGGGUGGGCGACGCGGCGUCGUUUCCAAAGGCGACGCCGCAUUCCCCAGCGGUUCUGGCGGCGAAGAGAGCCAGCAUUGGCCGCCUCGGCGCGCGGCCCGCUUCGGCGCGGCUGAUGGCCCCGAAAAAACUGCCGAAGCUCCCGGGUGGGAGCCGCUGGGGGCGCCUCGACCUGGGCAACUUCGUGGCGCCUGCGGCGGCGCGGGCCAGCACUGUAGCAGGCUCGUCGCCGCUCCGAGCGCGCCUAUCCAGGCAGGCGCCGUCGUCCAUCGCCAGCGGGGCCGAGAAGAGGCCGGCCGAGGCGCCGGCCUCGAGUGCGGGUAAGAGGGCGGCCGCGGCCUCCGCUCUUCGGCGGCCGGCGGCCGCUUCGAGUGCCAGGGAAGCCGCGGAGGCGGCUGUGACAGCGGGCGAGGAGGAAGCUCGAGGGCCGCUGGAAGGUUUGCCGGAAGCUGGCGCUGCUGGGCGCGCCGAAGACGACGCCUCGGCAGACCCCGUGCGUCGCGAGGGCGCCGCUGGCGGCGGCGACCGAGAGGGUCGGGCAGCGAGCGAGGAGCGCGGCAAGGCGUCGUCGGAAGUAGAGGCCGACGCGGCGGCCGCGGACGUGGAGGCGGAGGCUGACGACCUGCGCCAGCUUGCCGAGGAGAGCGGCGGCGACGGCGGCGAGCUCGGAGAGGAGGAGCAGCCGCGCGAGGAAGACCCCGAGGUCAUCGGAGAUGACUGGUUGCCAGCUUGGCCAGCCCCGAAGGCGAUCGAUGCAGCCGCGGUUGCUAGUGGACAUGCGCUGCGAUUCUUCGGGGAGUGGGUGGACGCCUAUAUGCCCCCCGUCCUCAAAGAGCACGCCGCGUACGUCACGGAAUCGAUGCCCCAGGCGCUCUCGGUGGCGGCGUUUGGCGGCGGAAUGCUCGUCGCGGCGCCCGUGCACACGGAAUUGCAGAGGGUGUUCCAGAAGCACGGUCUCUUGUCGGAGGGUUUUCGCAUCGCUGCCCACUGCCGCACGGACGCGGCUAAGAGCACCAUGGCGAAUCAGCGCGCUGAAGUGUUCGCGAGGAGGAUUUGCAGCUGCCCCUUGGCGUUCGGUACUCUGCAUCUGCCAGCCCACCGCCGGCUGACCUCGGUGCCCGAAAACAGUGUCGGCCAGAUGUGGUGCCAGACGCCCGCUGCCACGACCCCGUGCGACGACGAGGUGGCCUGCAUGCCCAUCGGCAUGAUCUGCUACCCGAAGCUCGGGAGGGAGGCUCCCGGCGGCGGCGCCGACCGCCGCCUCUCAUGGCCCAGGGAGGUGGCGAAAGCUGGUGGCCCCGCCGCCUGGAACCGGCGGCCCGAGCUGGCUCCACUGGUGGAGAUGCUCGGCGGCAUGGCGGAUGUCAAGAGCGCGGACGACGCGCUCGCGAGGGUGAGAUCGAUGAUCCAGUUGGACCACCACCUCUGGGCGCACUUGUGGAUGAAGGCGCUGCACGCCAAGAGCCUGGACAUCUAUUACGAGACGAUCCUGAGGCAGCCGUCCCUGAUGCUGCCGGUCAUGUACACGCCAACGGUGGGGGAGGUGUGCCAGAAGUACGGGAUGCUGCCCUUCAGCAGGCGCGGUUGCUAUCUCUCUGUGGCCGACCGCGGGCGUGCCCGGGAGGUCCUGGACGAAUACGCGCGGGCGGAGUUGGAGCAUGUCGAGGGGCGGCCGGUCUGCGAUUGCAUCGUCUUCUCCGAUGGGGGCCGGAUCCUCGGCUUGGGCGACCUCGGCGCCUGGGGCAUGGGCAUUCCCGUGGGCAAGCUCGACCUCUACACGGUCUGCGGUGGGGUCAGCCCGCACCGCGUCAUUCCGCUCAUCAUCGACGCGGGCUGCGGUGAUUCUUCCAAGAACACGGACAAGCUGGAGAUCCGCGAGCACCCCCUGUACACGGGGCUGAAACAGGACCGCAACCUGGAGAAGUCCGCUGCCGGCACGAUGGUCAAUUCUUGCUACUACGGACAGGGAAACAUUAUCCAGGAACUCUUCGUGGCGGCCACCGACCUGUUCGGAGACACUUGCCUUUUGCAGUUCGAGGACUUCAACUCCAACGACGCAUUCCCGCUCCUCGCCGAGUAUCGGGAGAAGUAUUUGACUUACAACGACGACAUCCAGGGCACCGCGGCAGUAGCCGUUGCUGGUAUCAUGGGAGCUAUUAAGAUCAAACAUCCCGAUUGCGCUGACCUAAUCGGCGCGCUGAGGAAGGAGACGUUCCUCUUCUUCGGCGCGGGAUCCGCCAACAUUGGCGCCGCAAAUCUGCUCCUUAACGAGGGCGGAGUUGAGAAACACCGUGUGCUGAUCUGCGGUUCCAAGGGCCUCAUUUGGGUGUCCCAGGAUGGGUCUCAGGGCGUGUUCAAGAACGAGGAGCAGAAGGCCCUUGCGUACAAGGGCAAACCCAAGUUCGCGUGCGGGAGCCUCGUCGACGUGAUCCGCGCAGUGAAGCCUACAGUCUUGGUCGGUGCCGUGGGUGUCUCCCCGAACUGUUUCACCAAGGAGGUCGUCGACGGGAUGAUGAAGAGUGUCGGGAGCGGGGGGCGGCCCAUCAUUUUUGCUCUCUCGAACCCGAAGUCCCAAUCAGAGAUCACGGCAGUGGAUUGCUAUCGAUGGUCGAGCGGGGCUGCCAUCUUCGGAUCUGGGACCCACUUCGAUGCUGUCGAGGUCGGGGGGAAGAGGCAAUCGCCUGGGCAGGUAAAUAACGUGUAUAUUUUCCCUGGUAUGUCCUUCGGCGCCAUUUGCUGCCAAGCGAGGACCAUCCCAGAAAGGUUCUUUUUAGUGGCCGCAGAGGCAGUGGCGAACAGCCUGAGUCAGCAGGACUUCGACGAGGGCCGAGUAAUCCCUCAUCGGGACCAAGUGCAGCUUGUGAACCUCAAUGUCGCCACCGCCGUGGUACUGGAGGCGCAAAAGAUGUCCCUGGCGCGACGGGCGCUUGGCGCAGAUGCGGAUUCGGUGAGGGCCACGCUGGAGGGGAUGAUGUGGAAGCCAG
Prorocentrum cordatum is the source of this 14123-nucleotide messenger RNA. NCBI's taxonomy places the organism in Eukaryota, Dinophyceae, Prorocentrales, Prorocentraceae. The record is from the annotation of a GenBank genome assembly.